This is a messenger RNA of Linum tenue, 3197 nucleotides long. Lineage: Eukaryota; Viridiplantae; Streptophyta; Magnoliopsida; Malpighiales; Linaceae. The record is from the annotation of a GenBank genome assembly.
CGCGCACAGCAGCUCUGAACUCUGCCGCGCAACCCUAGAAGGCAGUAGCUCGACAAUUCUCUGUUCGUUUCCCUUUCACCGGCCGGCGGGAAUCCUCCGUCAUCCUUUCCGGGUACUGAAAAACCCUAGGGUCUCCUUACAGAAAAAGUUAGUUCCAGUAUAUUCGUCUCCCCUCAACUCGCAGCCUUCCAUAACCCUGAUUUCUGCGCCGGAGGCAUCAAUGGAUUCUCGGCUGGCAAAUACUUGGCGUCCGACGGUAAACGAAAAGAAAUUUAUCGAGACUGCUUUGGCUUCUAACUUGAGAAUCGAUGACUAUAACCGGAAACCCAUUGAGUAUCGGCAGCUAACCAUCAACUUUGGAAGGGAAGACGGGUCAUCUGAGGUGCAGCUAGGCCAUACUCGUGUAAUGUGUUUCGUGUCUAGCCAGCUCGUUCAACCUUACCGUGAGCGCCCGAAUGAAGGGACAAUGUCAAUUUUCACCGAGUUUUCACCAAUGGCCGAUCCAUCGUUCGAAUUAGGCAGCCCAGGAGAGGCUGCAAUAGAGUUGGGCCGCAUGAUUGAUCGUGGGUUAAGAAAUCUCAUUGAUGCUGCCAAUGUGGCUGCUCUAGCUGCACUGUUGACGUUUCGGAGACCAGAGUGCUCAUUAGGGGGAGAAAAUGGUCAAGAAGUAGUUGUACAUCCACCUGAGGUGAAGGAUCCACUUCCUUUGAUAGUUCACCAUUUGCCUAUAGCAGUAACUUUCGGAUUUUUCAGCACUGAGAACACCAUGGUGUUGGAUCCAACCCAUAGCGAGGAGGCUGUUAUGGCAGGACGUAUGACAGUAACAGUUAAUGCAAGCGGCGGUAUUUGUGCCAUUCAAAAAGCUGGAGGAGUGGGUGUGCCACAGCGUGAGAUUAUGCGUUGUUUACGACUUGCUUCCCAGAGGGCCGGCUUGAUUACGAAAACGAUAAAAGAUGCAGUUGAGGUGUUCAACAAGGAAAGGGCUUCGCGCAAGAUCAAGCGACAUUCUACUUCAGUUGCUGCCACUGUUAGUGUAGAAGAUGGUAUCACUUCUCUUAGGGAGGGCCCUCACAGACAAGGUGCUGAUCCAGAUUUCACAAGGGAAGACGGGUCAGCUGAUGUGCAGCUAGGCCAUACUCAUGUGAUGGGUUUCGUGUCUAGUCAACUUGUCCAACCUUACCGUGAGCGUCCAAAUGAAGGGACAAUGUCGAUUUUCACCGAGUUUUCACCAAUGGCCGAUCCUUCAUUCGAGUUAGGCCGUCCAGGAGAGUCUGCAAUAGAGUUGGGCCGCAUAAUUGAUCGUGGCUUAAGGGAAAGUAGGGCUGUGGAUAUGGAAUCACUUUGUGUUUUGGCUGGGAAGUUAGUUUGGGCCAUCAGGAUUGAUCUCCACAUCCUAGAUAAUGGAGGAAAUCUUGUUGACGCUGCCAAUGUGGCUGCUUUAGCUGCCCUGUUGACCUUUCGGAGACCAGAGUGCUCAUUAGGUGGAGAAAAUGGACAAGAAGUGGUUGUACAUCCACCUGAGGCGAAGGAUCCGCUUCCUUUGAUAGUUCACCAUUUGCCUAUAGCAGUGACCUUUGGAUUUUUCAGCACAGAGUACACCAUGGUGGUAGAUCCAACCCAUAGCGAGGAGGCUGUUAUGGGGGGCCGUAUGACAGUAACAGUUAAUGCAAGUGGCGAUAUUUGUGCCAUUCAAAAAGCUGGAGGAGUAGGUGUGCCACAGAGUGAGAUUAUGCGAUGUUUACGACUUGCUUCUGACAAAGCUGAAUCUAUUACCAAAAAAAUAAAAGACGCGGUUGAGGCGUUCAACACGGAGAGAAUGUUACGCAAGAUCAAGCGACAUUCUACUGCCUUAGCUGCCAAUGUUAGUAUAGAAAAUGAUGUCAAAGGGCAAAAAGACAAACUCGCUGGGCAGAGAGUAAAUGAGUCAUCAAUGGCCCAGAUGGAGAGAUUGAAGCUAAAACCUGACGAAAGCUCCAUAUCCCAAAAUGAUGGUUUAGGCAGCGAGACCAGAUCAUCGGAUCAAAUCAGUAGUCAGCGCGCCGAGGGAAAUGCUCCUCUUUUUCUUGGAGGGCCCUCAAGCUGGGACCCUCACACACAAGGUGUUGAUCCAGAUUUCCUAAAAGCUUCUCUUGCUGCACAAGGAAAAUCGAACCCCAAGGCGGAACAAAGUAGCGAAGACAGUGACGAUGAUGUAGCAAUGCAAGAAAAAGACGCCUCUGAAGACGUCAAACCUCUGAGCUUAGCAACAGAUUCAUCCGAAACAGUAGAAGAACAAAAAACCAGCAUAGUGAAGAAGACUCUCAAGGACGCAGUGAAGCCAAAGAACAGGAGAAGAAAGAAGACGCGCUCUUAACUUAAACGCCAGCUAAGAUUCAUUCUGACAAACACGUUGUUUUACUUUUAUCUGUAUCCCCCCCUUUUUUUCUGGAAUAGUUUUAGCUGUGUUUGCGGUGCUUGUUUUGAUACAAUUACGUGGAAUUAGGGCCAACGACGCCAUAAAACCAUGUUGUUGUUCUUCCAAAACUGGCGGAGAUAAACGGCGUCGUCCCUGGCGACCCAGUACGUGUUGUCCAUGUGAAUCCUCUCCCAGGGGUCCUUCUCCUCCUCGUUAUACGCAUCGAAAACGACCUCGACGUUGCCCUUCGCCACGUGGCACCAGAAGAGCGUGAUCCCGAAGAUGUUGGGCCUGAACCGCCACUGGUACUCGGACCCGGGCGGGACGACGUGGACCCCCAUGUCGUUGUUCUUGGACUUGCAGUGGACCGUCACGGCCCGCCCGCCGCUCAGCUCGUUCACGAUGUGGAUGUGCCUGUAGGCCCACCACGAGCCCUUCUUCGAGUCCGCCAGCCCGCCUGCAGGAGCGCCGGUGUCGGUCGGGGCGUCUUGUUUUUCCGGUGGCGACGUGGCCGGGACCACCGUGUCCUGUACGUCCUCCGGCAGAGCACCCGCGCUGCCGUCGGCUGAUGCAUGUGGAGCGAAGAUGGCCAGGCAGAUGAUCGCAACCGCCAUGGGAGAAGCUUUUGUGAUCCACAUUUUGAUGAUAUGGGCUGAUUAUCUCUCUAGUUACUCUUUUUUUUUUUUAUGUGUUUGAAUGUUUUACAUAUGUAGAAGUUGAAAUUGGUGAAGUAUUUAUAGUUGAGCUUGAAAUGCAUGUUUACUGAAAAUAGUAGAGUGAUUUCAGCUUCACCGCACAGGAU